ACACGCCGUGGCUGCGUGAGGACGCCGCUUUUAUUCUGAAAAAACGCGACCGGAAACUAAGGAUGCUGUUGUCUUGUCGGGGCGCGAGCUCGAUGGUGAUACGCAGCUAUUGAAGCUCGAGAGCAGAACAACAGCUGAUCUACGAUCGACGCGAGCAGGGGGCACUGUCAUCAUGGCUUCGUCUACUCUUCUCUCAUUGGUCGGCCUCGUGCUCCUAACUCUGGCGUCCUCUCAGACCCUUGACCCCUCCCUGCAGGAUCUGACCAAUAGGAACGCAGACUUCGCAGCACGGUUGUACCGAGCCGUCUCCGGCACCACUGAUGACAACGUCUUCCUCUCCACGUUCACGCUGUCCAACGGGCUGUCGGCGCUGCUCGGCGCCACCGGCGGGCAGAGUCAGGAUCAGCUGCUUCAGGGUCUCAGCCUGAGCGGCCUGGAGCCUCAGAGCGUCCCUGAUUUGUUUCAGAGCCUGAGGACCACCGUCCUACAGGGCGGCGUGGCCACCAACCUCAGACAGGGCGUGGCCAUCUUCCCUUCUAAGGGCGCCGAGGUGGCGCCUUCUUACCUGGACCAGGUGAAGACUCAAUUCGGGGGAAAUAUUCAGACUUUGGACUACAUGACGCCGCUGGAUGCCUCCGACGCCAUCAACAGCUGGAUCCAGGGGAACACCGGAGACCAGGUCCUGGAGCUGGUGACCACCGUGGACCCCCAGACCAAGCUGCUGCUCACCACCGCAGCAACCUACCAGAUCCGCUUCAGUCCAUCCUUUAACGCCUCCGUCACUCAGGACGAGCGUUUCUUCGUGGACAAGUAUCACGUCGUCAUGGUUCCCAUGAUGUUCCGGGCGGAUAAGUACUUCCUGGCGUACGACCGCUCUCUGAAGGUCGGCGUGCUGAGGCUGUCGAUGGCGGACGGGGCGGCCAUGUUGGUUGUGCUGCCUGACGAAGAUGUGGACAUCACCGCCGUGGAGGAGGAAGUGACCGGCGAGAAGAUCCGGGCAUGGAUCAGACAGCUGAAGAAGACGAAGUUGGAGGUGCAGCUGCCUCGCUUCCUGUUGGAGCGUUCGUACUCUCUGCGUGACGUCCUGGAGACUCUCAGCAUCACAAAGGUGUUUCAGGACGAUGCUGACAUCAUCAACAUGGGCGGAGCUGAAGGGCUCAAACUCACACAGGUUUAUCAAAAAUCUGUCAUGGCCGUCGAUGAGAGCGCGGAUGACAUCACCACAGGAGGCGGAGUCAAUGCGUUCUCCACUCUUCCUCCUCGACUGACCAUAAACAGACCCUUCAUGUUCGUCAUCUACCAGCAGACGAGCGACAGCGUGCUCUUCAUGGGCCGAGUCGUCGAUCCCUCCAAGAAAUAAAAUAUUUACCUGACAGGAUGCUUAGCCCCGCCCACCUGAGUCUACACAUGUUAGUCUGUACUUCCUGUCAGUUUACAUAAAGCCCUAGCAGGUAAACCAUGUUCACCCGUUUUCCUGAGAAAAUGUAAGCAAGAAAAUAAACCUUGAGGUUGUAAAGGUUGUUUUCAGACCUUCAUGUUGAUCUGUCGGUUCCCUGACGAUAAUCUUUAAUCCAGCGCCCUCUGCUGGUCAACAUGUUAAAAAACAUGAUGACCAAACAACUGUAGAUCUGAAGACAUUCCCGUCAGCCUCAUGGUGCGUUCCAUUAAUCUUGGAUGUCGGAGCUGGAUUUGACAUCACACCCGAGUUGAUCACUUACCAGUUAUGAGUUGGUAACAAGCUACAUGGAGUACCUUUGUUUUGUUAGCUUAAACCAGAAGAUAACAACACACUACGUGAUAGUUUGCAAACCACAAUAGUUACAGAUUAAACGUUACUGUUGAUGCACGGAGCAGCCAUGUUGGAUUUUAGCUCGGGCUACUAAAAGUUCUCAGAGUUACCAAGUCCGACUUCCAACUUCAGGGGGGCGUUACUGAUGAGGUACUAGACAGAAUUCCGAGAUUAAAUGGAACGCACCAUCAGCUGUCCUCUGUGUAUACUGGUCAUAAACCAUGUUCCUGCUGCUGGGAUGUUACCAUGACGAUACGCUUAGGGCGGGAAGCUCAAAUGUUAUCAUGUCAUUCUGUUAUGUUCAAGGUUUUUAGUCAGAAUCAUUUUAUCACUUCCCAGAAUAAAGCAUGGUAACAUUAGCAAACAGGUGUCAGAUUCUAGACGUUUUUAUCACUAACAACCUUGAACAUAACAGAACGACAUGAUGACACCUCCUGAGCUUAACGCCCCGACUGUGACGUCAUGGAAACAUGGCCGCCACAGGAAUAUGGUCUUUACACUUUUCUUAUAAUGUGUUAUAAAAACAUUAACUGAUACUUAGUGUUAUCAUGUAACUUCUGGACAUGUUAGCUAAUGUUAGCAUGUGUUUCAUGGAAAUUAAUGCUCUACUUGGCUAAUGUUAGCAUUUUUUUUGGAACAUAAAUGCUCUAGUUAGCUAACAUUAGCAUGUGUUUUAUGGACUUUAUUUAAUGCACUGGUAAGCUAACGUUAGCAUGUGUUAUGUAGGUAAUUGCAGGCUUUUAAAAGACUAACAUGAUAAACUGAUGACAUCAUAUUACUCUCAGCUGCACUAUGUAUAGCAACGUUAGCAUGAAAACACUCAAACUGUUCAGUUUUAUGACUUAUCAUGUCGACUAUGUGUCUGUUUAAAUAAAUACACUAUAAAAAACA
Messenger RNA from Labrus mixtus (cuckoo wrasse), 2680 nucleotides. It is a transcript of the gene serpina10a, whose product is annotated as serpin peptidase inhibitor, clade A (alpha-1 antiproteinase, antitrypsin), member 10a. The transcript is spliced from 6 exons. Bases 173 to 1360 code for a protein of 395 amino acids. Gene Ontology annotation, molecular function: serine-type endopeptidase inhibitor activity. The record is from RefSeq and is a predicted model, not a curated record. NCBI's taxonomy places the organism in Eukaryota, Metazoa, Chordata, Actinopteri, Labriformes, Labridae. Gene Ontology annotation, biological process: blood coagulation; negative regulation of endopeptidase activity.